Messenger RNA from Homalodisca vitripennis (glassy-winged sharpshooter), 857 nucleotides. RefSeq lists its product as uncharacterized. The transcript has 7 exons. NCBI's taxonomy places the organism in Eukaryota, Metazoa, Arthropoda, Insecta, Hemiptera, Cicadellidae. The record is from RefSeq and is a predicted model, not a curated record. The coding region runs from base 316 to 768 and encodes 150 amino acids.
ACACAACAACCUCAAGAAGAACCACUUCAUAAAUAGCAAUGCUACCUCUGCCCAAGGAUAAGGAAGGAAAAAAUAUGUCUGCUGUACCUGCAGUCGACCAUAUUGUGAUGAUCGUCACUCUAGAGAAUGCCUAGAAUGUUCCCAGUAAGAAUACUAUAAGCCGUUUAGAGAUUGGACCGUAGAAUGAAGAGCCCAUUGAAGCUGUAUCGGAUGGAUAUUCAAAGAAAACUAGUAAAAGACAACAACAUGAAAAUGUAAAGAAGAAAAGAGGCACCUAAAAAACUCUGGUCAUAGUACACUAUUGUCUCUGUCAACAUGAACUUCUCAGCUCCAAGGGUCAAGUCUUGUUGUAUCUUUUGCUCUCUUCGAAAUGGAACAAAGUUUUUCGGCUGGUUUUAUUUGGUAUCAUGUCUGUUUGGAAUCCUGGGUGAAGUUUACUUGUUUUCUUUUUAUCUGGCUCAUUCAAGUAACCUGUGGCUGAGAACAAUUAUGUUCACAGAUAUAAUGUUGAAGUCAAUGCAGGCUACAUUCUCUCUUUUCCUACUUUUGGGAGCUUAUCAGAAAAAGCCCCGCUACAUCCUCUGGUGGGUGAUCUCCAACUCUGUACUGACAGUGUUGGGCAUCAUUGGCUUGACAAUGCUGCUUGUCACCCUUCAUGUCAUUACAUCAACUGUACUCUUCUAUGUUGUUUCCAAUAUUGUGGAUAUCUACAGUAUCCUGGUGGUUUACAGUUACUAUUAUGAAAUAUCCGAGAAUCUCCCUGUGUAGUCUCUGUUUUUAUAUGACCAAUCACAACAAAAUUAAAAACCAAGGCAAGAACAUUUUUUAUUUUGUUAUAAUAAAUAUUGAGAUAUUCA